Pangasianodon hypophthalmus (striped catfish) is the source of this 2909-nucleotide messenger RNA. Its product is annotated as mucin-5AC. Lineage: Eukaryota; Metazoa; Chordata; Actinopteri; Siluriformes; Pangasiidae. The record is from RefSeq and is a predicted model, not a curated record. The transcript is spliced from 6 exons. Bases 116 to 2674 code for a protein of 852 amino acids.
UCACAGAAAUUUUCACAACCCAUUCCACUAAAGAACAAAGUUUCAAUGUACAGUGUUUGGUUUGCUGUAGCCUGUUUCUGUGUAGGCUUGUUCCUAUCUAAGCUAAUUUAACACAAUGUGGCAAGCCAAUUUUCUUAUCAUAGUGUAUGCAACUCUGGGUUCAUUUUGCUUAGAGAUAGUUCCAAAAACAAAUACUACCUCUGAAAUGUCUAAUGUAGCCAGGCAUUUUGGGAGGUUAGUUAUUGGGAGUGGUACAAAGCUGAUCUCAAAUAAAAAUAAGGAAAGUAAUAGCAAAAAUCCACAAGCUGUGCAUGAGGAUACUGAAGGGUACCAGUAUGAUCAACCUGCUUCAACAGCAUGGCAUGAGGUGGUGGAGUCAAAGCUGAGGCGACUGAAUCCCGCUGUGUAUUGUGGUGGUGAUGCCAUGACCCUGCAUGUUCAAGGAAGUAUUAUGCCCAACUUCAUGAUUGAUGGAGGUGAUGGUCCAAUCCCACUGACUCGGAUACCUGCCAACUGUGGACUCUCAGUGACUCAAGGUCCCACAGAUGCUGUCUUUACUGUACAUUAUCAGGGCUGUCAUGUUACCCAACAGGGAGAUGGUCAUGUUCUGCCACUGCGCCUGUGGGGAAUACCCAUGAAAAUGUCUUGUCCUUUGGCUCCAUAUGCUCUCCUUACUGUCUCUUGCCUUGUAUCUGGUAUGGUGACUAAGAUAGGCUGCAAGUCUGCAGAUGUUCUUAAACUAAAAGUGAAUGGCAAAUGGGACCCCUUUAUACCAGCGAGCAGCACAUGUGGAUUCACUACAGAAUCUGAGACUGAUGGAGUGCUGGUCACUGCACCAUACCAAAGCAGCUGCUGGCAAAUUAAGGAUGGUAAAAGGUUUCUGUCCAUACUGUAUGGCAAUGAGGAAUUUACCCUUUCCUGCCCUGAUUCCCAGGACCCUCAGCCCUAUGGUCAUGUUGGAAUUGUGUCUUACCAGAGACAUGAGCCUAGUGUAACCCCUCCUACAGAUACUAUAACAACCACACACAUUGGAACUGCUACAACAGGCCUUGCCAGUAAUCCAGAACAGCCUAUGUCUUAUCCUUCUCGUCAUAUGUAUUAUGGAUAUGCUUGGGCAAUCCCUGCAAGAACUAGCACUGCCCCAUCAGUCACUUCUAGCCCUGCUACAAAUGCCCCAGCUACUGUCUCUACCAGUAAAAGUAUAGAUAUGAUGUAUCCUUUCCCUCAGAUGUAUUUGCCAUUCAGUCCCAUGUCAUAUAAGCCCAUGCUUCAUGGACAUCCUUGGGCUUUUCCCGCAAAAGCACCCACUACUGCCCCAACUACAACUGUUCCAACCACUAAAACUCCAACAACUUCCACAAAACCCACUAUCGUGGCCAGUAACCCCCAACAGUCUGUGCAUUCUUUCAAUCAGAUGUAUUAUCCAUAUGGCCCCAUGCCAUACCAUCAUAAACCUAUGCGUCAUGGAUAUCCUUGGGCUUUUCCUGCAAAAGCAUCUACUACUGCCCCAACUACAAUUGCUCCAACCACUAAAACUGCAUCAACACCCAGUAUUGUGGCCAGUAACCCCCAACAGUCUGUGCAUUCUUUCAAUCAGAUGUAUUAUCCAUAUGGCCCCAUGCCGUACCAUCAUAAACCUAUGCCUCAUGGAUAUCCUUGGGCUUUUCCUGCAAAAGCACCCACUACUGCUCCAUCUACAAUUGUUCCAACCACUAAAACUGCAACAACUUCCCAAAAAACUGCCUCAACACCCACUAUCAUAGCCAGUAACCCCCAACAGUCUGUGCAUUCUUUCAAUCAUAUGUAUUAUCCACAUGUCCCCAUGCCGUACCACAAUAAACCCAUGACUUAUGGCUAUCAUUGGGCUUUUCCUGCAAAAGCACCUACUACUGCGCCAACCACUAAAACAGCAACAACUUCCCAAACAACUGCCAGAACCUUGGCCAUUGUUGCCAGUGACCCUCAGCAGUUGUAUUAUCCAUUUGGCCCCAUGCAUUGCCAUCAUAGGCCCUCACAUUAUCUUGGCUAUCCUUUAGCAUUUCCUGUAAAAGCCUCCACUACUGCUCCAAAGAAUCCUGCUCUGACAACUAAAACUACAUUUGCUCUAACUACUAAAACUGCAACAACUGCCACAACACCAACUAUCUUGGCCAGUAACUUUCAACAGUCUGCAUAUCCUUCAAGACAGAUGCCCCAUCCAUUUGGCUCUAUGCCAUACCGUCAUAUGCCCAUGCCUUAUGGCGAUUCUUUGGCUUUUCCUGCAAAAGCACCCAGUACUGCUCCAACAGCUGAACCUGCAACAGCUGCUGCAACACCCACUAUCAUAGCCAGUAACCCUCAACAGUUUGUGUAUCCUUUCAAUCGGAUGUAUUCUAUGUUGAGCCCCAUGCAUUACCAGUAUAAACCUACGCAUCUCGGAUAUCCUUGGGCUUUUCCAGCAACUAUACCAAAAACUACUUCAACAACUGCUCCAACUACAUCUUCCCCUCAAAUGUAUUAUCCUUUUGUGCCCAUGCAUUUUACAAAAAAUCUGGCACCCUGGAUGUACUAUUAUAACCACAAUCAGCUUCAGAAAGGCCUAGAAUUUUUACCCACAACCUCAACUCCUCCUGUUGCUAUUAAGCACAAAAUGAGCCACGUCAGGUCUUUAUCAGAGUUUAACUUUAAGCAGUAGUUUCAUUUUUACCAGUGAUCUGCCAGGUUUAUAAAAUUACCUUAAUACAACUACACCAGCCACUGUUCAUUAUCCCAUGUACUAUAUCAAAUGUCUGCUAUUUAAGUUGGAUCACUGUGUAGCCUGUACACCUUUAAACUGCUGUUCAUAUCAGCAUACUGUCCACCUUGAAUGGUGGUUUGAAUCUUGGUGGGUUUUUUUUUUUUAUUUCAAUAAAUUAAGCAAGUUGAUUUUG